Messenger RNA from Tarenaya hassleriana, 1469 nucleotides. Its product is annotated as protein trichome birefringence-like 12. The record is from RefSeq and is a predicted model, not a curated record. Gene Ontology annotation, molecular function: O-acetyltransferase activity. NCBI's taxonomy places the organism in Eukaryota, Viridiplantae, Streptophyta, Magnoliopsida, Brassicales, Cleomaceae. Gene Ontology annotation, cellular component: Golgi apparatus.
UUUGAGUAAAAUUCCCAACGGUUCCCCUUCGAAGCAACGCCUUUCCGCCAUUGACGGAGCUCUGAUCCAGAAGAAACCAAAACGAGGAUGCCGCCCAAGCUCCGAUCUUUGCUUCUCCCUCGCUUCAUUUUCUGUUCUUUCCUCCUUCUACUCUUGUAUUCCUUUCCUCGCCGUCCAACCACAGCGCGCUCCGCCUCUCCUCCGCCGUGCGACCUCUUCUCCGGCCGAUGGGUAUUCAAACAGGAAGAUCCGAAACCAUUUUACGAUGAGACUUGCCCAUUCCACAGAAACUCAUGGAACUGCAUAAGGAACAAGAGAGAAAACAUGGGUCUCAUCAAUUCAUGGAGAUGGGUGCCCGAUGGCUGCGGGUUGAACCGAAUCGACCCGACCCGAUUUCUCGGGGUGAUGAGGAAUAUGAAUAUAGGGUUCGUAGGGGAUUCUCUGAACGACAAUUUCUUGGUCUCGCUUCUGUGUAUACUCAGAGUGGCGGAUCCGAGUGCUAAGAAGUGGAAAAAGAAAAGGGCUUGGCGAGGAGCUUACUUUCCUAAGUUCAAUGUCACGGUUGGUUAUCACAGAGCUGUUCUUCUUGCCAAAUAUCAGUGGCAGCCGAAACCAUCUGCAGAAACUGUUCAAGACGGUGUGAAAGGGAUAUAUCGGGUGGAUGUUGAUAUUCCUGCAGAUGAUUGGGUCAAUGUCACUGGCUUCUAUGAUGUCCUCGUAUUUAAUACCGGUCAUUGGUGGGGUUAUGAUAAGUUUCCUAAAGAGACGCCCCUUGUCUUCUACAGGGGGGGAAGGCCUAUAGAUCCUCCUUUACAGAUACUCCAAGGCUUUGAAGUAGUACUUGAAAAUAUGGUUUCCCGUAUUGAAAGAAUUGUUCCAGCCAAGACCCUGAAAUUCUGGCGCUUGCAAUCGCCAAGACAUUUCUAUGGCGGCGAAUGGAAUCAGAAUGGGAGCUGUUUGUCUGAUAAGCCACUUGACGAAAACCAGCUUGAUUCGUGGUUCGAUCCCAGCAACAAUGGAGUGAACAGAGAAGCUAGAGAGCUUAACCAAAUCAUCAAGAAGGCGAUACGAGGGACGGAUAUCAAGUUACUCGAUCUAACCCAUCUGAGUGAGUUCAGAGCAGAUGCUCAUCCAGCUGUCUGGUUGGGGAAACAAGAUGCGGUGGCGAUAUGGGGACAGGACUGUAUGCACUGGUGCCUUCCCGGUGUCCCUGACACGUGGGUCGACGUUUUGUCUGAACUCGUUCUCGAUAACUUUGGAACACGGUGAAGGAUCUUGUUCGAUGAAUCUAUAGAGAGAGUACACUUGCUUGGUUUUGUUGACGCUGUGAAGAGAUCAUCAACCCGGUGAAGAACAUUUCUGCAGUGUAGACUCUGAGAUUAGCAUCUGUAGCAAUUAAUUAUAUUCACAUUUGGUCUCGUUGUUAGUUUGUAAAUGAUUCUUUUAUAUAAAUUUAUUUUUGUUGAUUA